Messenger RNA from Acanthochromis polyacanthus (spiny chromis), 1382 nucleotides. It is a transcript of the gene rdh20, whose product is annotated as retinol dehydrogenase 20. Gene Ontology annotation, molecular function: oxidoreductase activity, acting on the CH-OH group of donors, NAD or NADP as acceptor. The record is from RefSeq and is a predicted model, not a curated record. Gene Ontology annotation, cellular component: lipid droplet. The transcript is spliced from 5 exons. The coding region runs from base 130 to 1056 and encodes 308 amino acids. Lineage: Eukaryota; Metazoa; Chordata; Actinopteri; Pomacentridae.
GGAAACACCAGCUUGGCUGUCUGCAUUGGAGUUAGACUGUAGGAAACACAUCUCCACAGGUUAUUGGAGUGUGAAACUCAGAUUUUAUUUAUUUUUAACACUGUAAAACCACUAAUAGAAAAGGGCAAGAUGAUUUUUCUGAUGGAUCUCCAGAUGAUGCUGCUGGAUGUGAUUUACUUCAUCCUGCACCCACGCACCAAGCCCAUCGAUGGCGAGCUGGUGCUGAUCACCGGAUCAGGCGGUGGUCUGGGUCGUCUCUUUGCUCAGGAAUUCACCAAACACGGGGCAGAAGUGGUGCUGUGGGACGUUGACAGCAGCUCCAAUGAGCAGACAGCCAAGCUGGUGCGUGAGAUGGGGGGCACAGCGCACACCUACACUGUGGAUGUGACCAGCCGGGAGGACGUGUACCGCAACGCAGAGCUGGUGAGGAAGGACCUGGGCCGGGACGUCACCAUGCUGGUGAACAACGCUGGAGUGGUGGCUGGACAGCGCAUGUUAGAGUGUGAUGAUGAGCUGAUAGAGAGGACUAUGAAGGUCAACUGUCAUGCCCACUUCUGGACAGUGAAAGCUUUCCUCCCUCAAAUGAAGGCCCAGAAUCACGGACACAUCGUGACUAUCGCCAGCGUCCUCGGCCUGUUCAGCACAGCUUGUGUUGAGGAUUACUGUGCCAGUAAGUUUGCUGCAGUGGGCUUCCACGAGUCUCUGGCCCACGAGCUGCUGGCUGAGGAGGUUGAAGGAGUGAAGACCACCCUCGUGUGCCCCUACAUUGUGGACACAGGCAUGUUUGAAGGCUGCAAGAUAAGGGAGGAAGUGGAACUGAUCCUACCCCCUCUGGAGCCCCAGUACUGUGUUGAGCAUGCUAUGAACGCCAUCCUGAUAGACCAGCCAUUAGUGUGCAUCCCCCGCCUCGCCUACCUGCCUGUCCUCUCUAGAGCGUUGUUGCCAUGGGAAUCCAAUGUGGUUGCAUAUCGUUUCAUGGGUUCUGACAAGUGCAUGUACCCCUUCAUCGAUACCAAGCAGAAACGACUGACUGAUGUCCCUGUUGAGGUUGCAUAAGCGCAACGUGCUCAGCUACAGGCACAAUUCAGUCACGUGGAUGGUCAGAGAUGGCAGAAGGGACUUUAGACUCUCAGUAUGAUCAUUCAGAAGCUUGUACUAGAUGACCACUCAGUCAAGUGGUCAUCAGCACCCAAUGAGAUUUCAAUAAUGUUCAGAUGAAGUUUAAAGUCCCUUCAAAGAAUUUAAACCUGGGAAAUGACCAAACAGUGACUAAAUCCUGGACUGACCAAAACGGGAAAUUAUCUUUAAUAUAUGUAACUUAAUGAUGUAACUCAAUGUCAUGUUGUGUGAUUUUUACAUAAAAUAAAAUGUCUGAAAACUUC